GUUGGUAACACUGGUACUGAUAGCACUUAGCAAAGUCAAAUAAACUAGGCUACAUAAUACAGACUGCAAUUUGCAAUUUCGUUUUUUCCCUGUGGAUGUUGGAUCGUCAUCAUUUUUUGCCGGGAUCUUGAAAUCUGCUGAAUCAAUUAUCGCCGCGAGUGCAGACGGAUUUAUUGAAUUAUUUGCUGUGAAUAUUUAUACCGUGCUAUAUGUCUGAAGACGAAGUUGAAAAGUGGACCAGAGAGGGACGAUGCAAAGAUUUGCACAUGUCUCCGAGUUGCUCCAGUUUCGAGGUGCUGGACCCUCAUGACCCGGUGAUCAGCCGGCUCGCCACGCAGCUGUUUAAGAAGACCAAUGAUUACCUGCAGGGCGAGAUGGCUGCUGGCCAGGAUCACUACAACCUGCUCGAGGAGAUUAACAGGCUGACGAUCACCAAAUACGCGGACUUAAGGAACCUCGCCGUCAAUUUGAACAAGACGCUGAACGAGUACAACGAAAUGUAUAACCAGCAGACUAAGCCGCUCCUCGAGCAGAUAGACAAGAUCGAAGCUCAGGUGUCCAAGUUCGAGGUGAACGCGUAUCGCCUGGACAGCUACACCAAGCAGUUGAAAGCACGUUUCAAGGAAUUGGAGGACAAGUAAGCGAAAUUAUUUUGACUAGUUAUAAGGCAAUGUAUCCUUUUUAUAAUACAGUUUAUUGUGACGAAGUUUAGUGACAGACAAAUUGAUCAAACAGACGUAAUUGUUGUGACUUUUUGACAUGGAUCAGUUUCGACAUUGACACAAGUUUGACGCGUGAAUUCGUUAAUCGUACUUUAUUAGUAUAUUCUUGUAGUUUACUGUAAUGUCACUCACUGUAAGGGUUGCCAGGCCUUAUGGAUAAAUGCCAUGUAUUUAUACCCUAACAACCUUGUACCUUGUAAUCUACAGCUAUAGGCGCGACUGGCUUCCCCAGAGAGGGUUGUUGUUUUGAAGGCGGCCGGUUUUAAGAAUGCCAGUUUUUGCAAUUGUAAAUUCGCGCCCGCUGACAUCAAAUUAGCGAGUUAUUAUGUCAGAUGGGAGAAGCCGAAUAAUUAAACAUAGUUUUGUCACAAAAUUAAAUCGAUUAAUUAGGAACUAAUCCUACCAAAUAUCAUUUUGUACGUAUGUAAUAUUUUUCACCAAAUCGGCACUUUAGAAAUCAAACAAAACCGGCUACGCUAGACACGUGAACAUUUAACCGUUUACGAUCGUAAAAAGUAAGACAUAAGCACCUGGCAACCCAAAUCACACAACAAUGUUUUACAGUAGUGAUUUUAGUGGCUUGUUAGUACGCUUGGUUGUUGCGAUCGUACUCCACUCGGAUAUUUGUGCAAAUAUUUGCGUUUUUUGGCCAAUGCAAAAUAGGCUUUGGUUUGUUUAUUUACAGAAUAAAUGCGAUAUUUGUUCAAAUACGCCAAGUGAAGUGCAACUAGUAGGCACACGUGAGCAUAGUUUUAUCGCUAUUUGUGUACAAGUUCAUUCGCGCGGGAGAUGAAUUAAAAUAUUUUUUGAAUUUAUCUAUAAACGAAUUUACUGGUGGUAGGUCUCUCAUAUGUGAGAGUCCGCCUGGGUAGGUACCACCGCAAUGUCUAUUUCUGCCGCCAAGCAGCACUUGUGUUCCGGUUUGAAGGACAUUGUAGCCAGUGUAACUACUGGACAUAAUAAGACUUAACAUCUCAUGUCUCAGAAUGGCGAACUCAGUGGAAUAUAAAACAAUACUUUGUAAUUCAAGGUGUUUCUACUGUUUAUGGAGAAUCGUAUCGCUUACCAUCAGGCGAACACCUUGUCUCGUCAUUUAAAGCAAUAGAGAAAACGAUCCCAAUUCCUGACUGCAGAUCAAUGGUAACAAUAAACCAAUCGAAAUAAGGCAUUUUUGAAUAUGUCAAAUAAACUUUAUUUUGAUUGGUCCAUUUCGCCAUCGAUCCGUGGAUAGUUAGGUUAUUGAAAUAUGACAGUAUACAAAUCCUAAAUGAAUGUCGAGAGUCAGAUUCAAAAGUCUGGCUUGCAACAUGACUUAGAUAUAUUUACGAAGUAUUGUGCACUUGCCUUAAUCACUCCAGUGUGGAUGAUCUUUUUAGUGUAUUCUAUUGAUGUUAAAUAGUGUACAUUAGUUACAAAUUGAUGUUGUAUUGUAGUUAAAUACAAGUCUCUAGUACAUUACGGUAUCAAAGAAAUUUGUGUGCAUACCAAUUUUUGGAACAAGAUGUUAUUUUUCGAGGUUGAAAUUUAUGCCAAACGUCACACAUUAUUGCAGUGGUCUUAAAAAAUUAUUUUAUUUGUGGUCAGUAUGUUGUAUUACACAUUAAUUGUAUCUUGGUUGGUAAUGUGCGGUCGAUCGCAAACGUUAUCAUGUCCGUCAACUAUUCAUGUGCCUGAAAUUGGUAUACACGUGUGAAGACAUAAUUUUCACUACUUUAUAACCUACAAAACAAACUACAAUCUAUUUAUCCGUUCUUUCGUAUUAUGCGAUGGUUAUACAAAUCUAUUUAGACAAUUUAUGUAUAAUGCGUUCGCAUUUGAUUGAUUCUGAGGGUCAGUUCACAUUGAAGAGCAAAUUCGCGCGGAAUUGCUACGCAAAAUAUGCGCAGUACAACGCGUACUGUUAAUACCAUAUCAUGCACGACUAUUGCGUCGGAAAAUUCGCACUCGAAUUUCUCACCAGUGUGAACUUACCCUUAUGUAGUAUAUGUUUAGUUCACAUUGUGACUUGUAAUAGGAUUAAGGCGAGGGUCGUAUAAUAAUAUACGAGAUAAAGACUCCGAAUAUAUUUGGUGCUAACAUUAGAAGCUCAUCACCGCUUGUCAUUCUCCUCUGGUGGACCAGCACUCCUGCGCACACCACCUCACAAUAAGGUGAGCAAGAUUUUCCAUUUUAGUUGACCCACGUAUUAUCCUCUAUUACAAGUCUACAGGUGGAUUUGUGUCCAUCUGUAAAUAAAUGUUAUCCCCUACAAGUAGAUUGUUUUAUUUUCGCUUUCAAAGAGAAUAUUAUUUUUCGUUGUAUUUAUUUUAUUUUCGUAUGUUGUCAUCAUUAUUCUGUAUUGUUAAACGGCGAGAGCAACGAAGAUGUUUUGGACGAUAAAGUGGUUCAAAUUGCCAUUUACUAAACUUAUACCUCUUUGUUGAUAAAUAAUGACAAUGUUUUUGUUGCUCUGAAUUGAGUUCGUGGGAUUGUCAUGUCUGUCACUGUCAUAUGUCAAAUGAGUGUGACAGCAUGAUUUCUUACGGUAUGAACUCACCUUAGUUCUGUCAUUGCAAUAAAUGUGGCUUAAGCUUAAAAAACAGUGUACUGUCAAUGUGUGUAAUGUAUUGAAUAUAUUUUUUUCUUUUAUUA
Manduca sexta (tobacco hornworm) is the source of this 3353-nucleotide messenger RNA. RefSeq names its product biogenesis of lysosome-related organelles complex 1 subunit 2 (gene Blos2). Bases 210 to 641 code for a protein of 143 amino acids. Gene Ontology annotation, cellular component: BORC complex; gamma-tubulin complex; BLOC-1 complex. The record is from RefSeq and is a predicted model, not a curated record. NCBI's taxonomy places the organism in Eukaryota, Metazoa, Arthropoda, Insecta, Lepidoptera, Sphingidae. Gene Ontology annotation, molecular function: gamma-tubulin binding. The transcript has 4 exons. Gene Ontology annotation, biological process: endosomal transport; lysosome localization.